GCCUCAUGCACACUGCAGAAAGCUUCGGGUUCCCGUUCGUGUAGAGAGGUUCAUAGUUCUGCACAGAUUGAGGUUUCAUUUUAAACUCAACUAACGAUUAAAGUGUUAGCAUACUGCAAGCACAUGCGUUUUGGUUUAUGCAGUUCACGCAUUUUCUGUGUUCGUCUGUGUGCUGUCAGUUUCUUACGUGUGUGUGGUGUUAAAACAACUGUAAGCAUGCCUAAAAGAGCCAAGAAGAACGAGGAAGCUGUGGAUGGGGAGACUGGCAAUGGAGCUGAACCUGCAAAGAAAGAGAAAAAGGGGAAAGAGCCAGAAGCCCCAAUUCUGUAUGAAGAUCCUCCGGAUAAGACAACCAGUAAGGAUGGCCGCGCGGCCAACAUGAAGAUCACCUCCUGGAAUGUGGACGGCCUGCGUGCGUGGGUCAAAAAGAACGGCCUUGAUUGGGUGCGUAAGGAGGAUCCAGAUGUGUUGUGUCUGCAGGAAACCAAGUGCGCUGAGAAAGCGCUGCCAUCUGAGAUCACUGACAUGCCUGAGUAUCCGCACAAGUACUGGGCUGGAUCAGAGGAUAAGGAGGGUUACAGUGGAGUGGCCAUGCUCUGCAAGACUGAACCCCUCAAUGUCACCUAUGGUAUUGGUAAAGAGGAACAUGAUAAAGAGGGCCGGGUUAUCACUGCUGAGUUUCCAUCUUUCUUCCUGGUCACGGCAUAUGUGCCCAAUGCCAGCCGUGGUCUGGUGCGACUUGACUACCGCAAGACCUGGGAUGUGGAUUUCCGGGCCUACCUGAGCGGCUUGGAUCAGCGCAAACCCCUGGUGCUGUGUGGAGAUCUGAAUGUGGCCCACCAAGAGAUUGAUCUCAAAAACCCCAAGGGUAACCGUAAGAACGCAGGCUUCACCCCCGAGGAACGUGAGGGCUUCACCAAACUUCUCGAAGCCGGUUUUACCGACAGUUUCCGGGAGCUGUAUCCGGAACAAGCCUAUGCCUACACCUUCUGGACCUACAUGAUGAACUCUCGAGCCAAAAACGUCGGCUGGCGUUUGGACUACUUUGUGCUGUCAUCUGCCUUGCUCCCAGGUCUGUGUGACAGCAAGAUCCGAAACACAGCCAUGGGAAGUGACCACUGUCCUAUUACCCUGUAUUUGGCCGUGUAGAUCAAGUUUCUUAGGCCCACAACCAUUUCAGUUCUAUAUACAUCUGCAUAGACACAGAAGAGUCGAGUCUUGUUAGUUUUAGAUUAGUAUUACCUUUCUAAAAACCAAAUACAGGUCCACGUAUGAGAAUAUGUGUGGUGCAGACACGCAUUGAAAAGAGUUGUGGUUAAAUUGUUUUGCUGCUUUGGUUCAGCCUGCUGUUAUCGGUCAUGUUAAAUCAGAUUUUGACACUAAAAAUCACUGAAAAUCCUCAUCCCACUUUAUAUUUGCAAAGUUUAAAAAAAAACAAAAAAAAAACAUUCAGACUGUUAUCGAAAUGACAAACCCUGCCAAACUACUGUAAUAAACAUUGUCUUAGUGUUGAUUAUAGCAAAAUGAUUUGAAGCUUGUAAAAUACCUUGACCUGCAAAGAUAUAUGAUGUGUCUGAUUUGUAUGAAGUUAAAGUUCUUUGGAUUUUGUCUUUGGUGCUAUCUUAACCUUUUGAUUUUACAUUACUCUCAACUUAGUAAAGUUAGUGGUAGUUAAAUGUUACAUAUGCCAUAUAUUAGUUUCAAAAGACCAAUGAUUUUGCUUAUGUGCUGUUUUUUCCAUAGUGUGUGUGUCUGUAGCCAUAUUUUCAGGUUUUGAAAUAAAGUAGUUUAUAAAAAAUAA
Molecule: messenger RNA, 1801 nt
Organism: Labeo rohita (rohu)
Lineage: Eukaryota; Metazoa; Chordata; Actinopteri; Cypriniformes; Cyprinidae
Gene: apex1
Product: APEX nuclease (multifunctional DNA repair enzyme) 1
Exons: 6
Coding region: 124-1149 (341 amino acids)
Biological process (GO): base-excision repair
Cellular component (GO): nucleus
Molecular function (GO): double-stranded DNA 3'-5' DNA exonuclease activity; DNA-(apurinic or apyrimidinic site) endonuclease activity; phosphoric diester hydrolase activity
Source: RefSeq, a predicted model, not a curated record